Molecule: messenger RNA, 695 nt
Organism: Triticum aestivum (bread wheat)
Lineage: Eukaryota; Viridiplantae; Streptophyta; Magnoliopsida; Poales; Poaceae
Product: blue copper protein
Exons: 2
Coding region: 65-556 (163 amino acids)
Cellular component (GO): plasma membrane
Molecular function (GO): electron transfer activity
Source: RefSeq, a predicted model, not a curated record
AACGACAGCGAGUCAGCAACAGUGUGAUCCUCGCUUAUCCACUCGUCAAGGGUUUCAGUCGACCAUGGCGUCUUUUUCUGCCGCCCUCGUCGCGCUGCUGCUCGCCAGCUGCGCCGUGGCGGCCGCGGCCACGACGUUCGACGUCGGCGACGGGCACGGCUGGCAGACCGGCGUCGACUACACGGCCUGGACGUCCGACAAGACCUUCGCGGUCGGCGACAAGCUAGUGUUCAACUACACUAGGAAGGCGCACACGGUGACGGAGGUGAACGACAGCGGCUACAGCGCCUGCUCGGGCGCCAACUCCCUGAGCAACGACGACAGCGGCGCCACCACCGUCACGCUCACGAUGGCCGGCGUGCACUACUUCAUCUGCGACGUCACGGGCCACUGCCCCAACGGCAUGAAGCUCACCGUCACCGUGACGGUCGCCGGGGGCUCGACGACCGGAGGCACCGUCCCUACGGGCGCCUCCGGUGUGUCCCGCGGGCCGGCGGUGAGCGCCGCUGUCGCCGCUGCCGAGGGGGCUCUGGUCGCGCUCGCGCUCUUCUCAUGAAACCCGUCAUGAGUAGUAUGAUCAGGCCAGAAACGGACAGACCGUGCAGUUUGAUUCGUGUGUACGAACAAUAGUUCACUUGUUUUUUUGCUACGUUCACCGUGCACGCUCAAUCGCUCAUGUACUUACGUGACAUAUG